Messenger RNA from Pieris rapae (cabbage white), 2427 nucleotides. RefSeq names its product programmed cell death protein 2-like (gene trus). The coding region runs from base 103 to 1374 and encodes 423 amino acids. The record is from RefSeq and is a predicted model, not a curated record. Lineage: Eukaryota; Metazoa; Arthropoda; Insecta; Lepidoptera; Pieridae. The transcript is spliced from 8 exons. Gene Ontology annotation, cellular component: cytoplasm.
AUAAUGUCUAAUCUGUGAUCUGCAUCACUGCAAUACAACACGAGAGAAGUUCUUGUUAUUGAUUUUUGCAAAUCUAUUUACAAAAUACAUUAAUGAAUUAAAAUGGCAAAAAAACAGGAAAAGGUGUAUUUAGGAUAUGAAGAAGAGAUCAUAAAUGAUAAAAAUCGAACGCUUCUUAGUUUCACAGUUAAUAAAAUUGGAGGUUUACCCGACUGGCCCUUACCAGAGAAAUUUAACAUUCCUUCAAAAUGUCCGAUAUGCAGUUUGCAUAGGCUUUUAGUUGUCCAAUGUUAUGCUCCACUUGAGAACUCUGAAUAUCAUCGAACCCUCUAUGUGUUCGCGUGUAUUAAUUCCAAUUGCUGGAACCAAUCAGAAAGCUGGAGUUGUAUCCGCAGUCAAAUUAAAGAUGACUCAAGUAAAACAAGUGCUGUUGUUGCUAUACCUAGUGUAGACACUAAUUUAAGCUGGUGUAAAGGCUCUGAUGAUUGGGAUGAAAAUGACAAUGGAGAUUCAGCUAAUGGAAACAUAAUGAAUGUAGAUAAUAUUUCAAGCCCAAACAUGCACAGAAAUUCAGAUGAUGAUGAUGAAAGUAAUUCUUAUGACUUAGAAGCCGUUGAACAAGCAUUGGGAAAUAUACACAUGUGUGAUGCUCAUAAUGCAAAUCUCUCUCCAUUGCAAGGAGCAGUUGGUGCUAUAGGUGUUCCUAUGCCAGCAGCAGAAUUGGAAGGUGGAGAUGAACCUGGCCUGGUCACAGUAGAAACCCCUACAGCGCCCACUAGCAAUAUUGAAAUGUUGUUACAUCAGACAGCUGAAUUACCUGCUGACUUGCGAAGUCGACUCAUGUAUGGCCCUUUACAAUUUCUCCCAAAAUAUAUCUAUGUGGAAGAAGAAUGGAAGAAGUCUUCGUAUAAUGAUGAGAAAAUCACUGAAUUGCUCAACAAAUACACAAAAGAAUCAGAUUUGGAACCAAAUGUGAAUGUUGAAAGAGGAAGCUUGGGAGGAGAAGAAGAAGUGUAUGAAGAAGCCACACCGCUUCACGGAGAUAGACUCUUCCACUCCUUCUUAUCACGAUUGCAAGACAACCCAGGACAGAUACUCAGGUACAGUCGCGGAGAACCACCACUACUUGGAGCACCUAUAACAUUAGACAGCCCAUCUUCUCCUUUAACUUGUACCCGAUGUGGUGCCAAUCUAAUCUGUGAACUUCAACUAAUGCCGGGCUUUGCAGAAACGCUUCAAGUGAUUCCCGGAAAUAUAUGUCUGUCCCAUUUGCAUUUCUUAUCUGUGCUCAUUUUCACUUGCGCUCAAAGUUGCUGGCAAGCCAGUGACAUAUAUGUUCCGGAAACUGUUAUAUUUCAACCGGAAGUUAUCUAAUUCUCUUAAAAUUUGCAUUGACUUUAACGUCAUGAGAUGGAAACUGUUUGUCAAAGGUUCGGUAAUAAUUCAUAUUAACUUGUGGUCUGUAAAAUUGACAACAUAUGAAAGUAAUAUAAAUUGUAUUUCACAGAAAGUUUUAAAAUUUCAUCAGCUCUUACAUUAAUGGUUGCAAUCAUUAAUUUUUAUUUUGGGCAUUACAAGGUUUUAGAAUGUAGUUUUAAAUCCCAGUUCGUUAUGGUAAUAUUUAUUAUAGUAUAAUGGAAACCUUGUAAUUACAUCCCUUUUCAAUGUCAAUCAGAUAUUUUUGAAAUCCUUUUUUUAAAUAACGCACAUACUUGUUACUUUUUUUUUUUAAAUCAAUCUACAUACAGUUUUAAAUUUAGUAUUGUUUUGUCUCUUUCUAUGACGAAAAGAGACUUUUGUAACUGUUAGAAUUCUAAUUUAGUUUUUAUAACUUUGUUUUCGUUUAUGUUUGUUUAAUUAUAUGACUAAUAUUUAUAUUGUUUUAAGAUUUCAUAUAAUAUAUAUGUUACCGGUUUAGAUCAUAAGAGACAUUUCUUCCUUUUAGAGCUUACCAAUUUAUUAAAUAACUAGUAAUAAAUCACAUUUUAAUCUUACAACUUACUUCUUAAAAUUCGUCUGUAUCUGUGAUUAUUAACUUUAGAAUAUAGGAUUUCUCUAGUGUGGCUGUAUGCCAUUGGGUACCGACGACAAACAAAUAAAAAAAUAAUUUACAUAUUACAUAAUCAGAUGGCUCCAAUUUCUUUAAAUGUAUACUUAUAAAAGCUUAUUAUGUUAAUUGACCGCUGAAACUGCUAUCAGUGUACCAAUGUCAAUCCAUUUAAAUAAUAUUUAACAAUUUAUUGAGAAAUCGUGCCAAGGCUUAGUUUGUCGUCUGCACUAUGUAUUGCAUUUAUUAAAAUUGUCCAUUCGAUACCUGCCAAAAGUAGAAACUACGUUCUAACUUAAUCUUCAGCUAUGUAGUGAAACAUGGAAAUAAUAUGUUUUAUCUGUGUUUUGAGGGUAGUUUUAAAAUUCAUUGAUAUUAAU